AUGACGGCGUUCCAAGUACUGUGCUCAUCCAUCAGCAAUACAGAAACAACUAGAGCCAUUUGCCAUGCCCCGACAAGCAACGACACACUCGAAAGUUUUCACUUGGGAUUUGAAGACGUUGGCCACGAUGCAGCCAAGCAAGUGCUGGAGAAGAAUGCAUACCUUCGGAACUUUGGUGGAUGGGCUCCCCACAGUUUACCAUUGGAAGUUUUAGAUACCUUCGACUUUUACCUCUCGGAUUUGAACAUUUUCGGAGAAAGAGCUUUGCUACUGGAAAAUCCUGAAAAUCACACACUGUGGGUGGAGGCAUUGGUCAAGUCAAGUUGGUCAAGUCAAGUUGGAAUGUUGCUUCACUGUUUUACUUUCUAUCAGAAAAUCCAGCCUUGA
Molecule: messenger RNA, 387 nt
Organism: Seminavis robusta
Lineage: Eukaryota; Bacillariophyta; Bacillariophyceae; Naviculales; Naviculaceae
Source: the annotation of a GenBank genome assembly